Messenger RNA from Anisakis simplex (herring worm), 1257 nucleotides. NCBI's taxonomy places the organism in Eukaryota, Metazoa, Nematoda, Chromadorea, Rhabditida, Anisakidae. The record is from the annotation of a GenBank genome assembly.
CUGUUCAUUUGCAUUGAUAAGCCGUUUGUACCGUUCGCUGCAAGGAAUCGUCAAAGCGAUAUUGAUGAAUUGUCAUCGAAGGAUGUGCUGGAUAUGGGGAAGGUAUUCACUGAAAACGCAAACGAAUGGCUCGAUUCGAGGUCACCAUUCAGCGGGUACCACGAAAUUAAGCGCGGUUAUCGUGUUAAGCUAGACUUUUGGUGUAUGCGACCAGCACUGGCAUAUUUGGAUGCAUUCAAAGAAUGUCGCAGUGUUAUAUUGGCAUCUGGGACGUUAUGUCCAAUCGAGACGUUUCGUUCAGAGCUAGGAACUGAUUUCCCACAAACGAUGGAAGGUAGUCAAGUGAUACCAAAAGAGAACAUUUUUGCUGCCGUUCUCCCGUCGGGUCCGACAGGUCAUCACUUAUGUGGUACGUAUCGUAACGUGCAAAGUGAUGAUCGAUUCAUUCGUGAAAUUUCGUUGUUGUUAAAAUCUGUAUGUGAGAUCGUACCAAAAGGAGUAUUGUGCUUUGUGCCGAGUUAUCAAUUGCUCGACAAAGUGUACAAUUUCAUGGAAGAAAGUGGCAUCUUACGUCAGAUUCAAACCAUCAAAUGCGUUCUACGUGAACCACGUCGAUCCACACAAAUGAAUGAGAUAAUGAGCAAAUACGAAGAGGCCAUCUUCCAUUCGGAUCGUUAUGGACCUCAGUGUACCGGAGCGUUGAUGUUUGCCGUUUUUCGUGGAAAGGUNUCUUCCAUUCGGAUCGUUAUGGACCUCAGUGUUUCCGAAGGAAUCGACUUCCCAGACGAUCGCGCCCGUUGUGUGGUUUCCGUAAGCAUUCCGUUUCCAAACGCAAUGGAUGAACAAGUUUUGGAGAAGAAGAAAUUCAAUAACGAAAAUUGUAAAAAGUUGAGAAUUCUAACCGGUGAUGAAUGGUACACAAUGCAAGCGUAUCGGGCGCUCAAUCAAGCCCUUGGAAGAUGUUUGCGGCAUCGCUCUGAUUGGGGUGCAAUUCUAUUGGCUGACAAGCGUCUGAUGCUUACACAAUCGAAUCCAAACGCGAAAAAAGUUUCAAAAUGGAUUCGUGAGCAGUUGAGACCGCUCAGCAGCUACAAAGACUUCACGUCGAGCCUAGAAGAAUUUGUUACGAGUAUGCAGGCAAAGAGCCAGAUGCAGAAUUCCGAGAGCACAACAACUGAUACCGUCACAAAUGAUAGCACCGAAAUAUCAAUUCAUGAUUCUAGCAGCAUGGCGAGUAGUGGGUCUCGGGAUGAAUAA